Molecule: messenger RNA, 4268 nt
Organism: Antechinus flavipes (yellow-footed antechinus)
Lineage: Eukaryota; Metazoa; Chordata; Mammalia; Dasyuromorphia; Dasyuridae
Product: zinc finger protein 595-like
Exons: 5
Coding region: 64-3645 (1193 amino acids)
Biological process (GO): negative regulation of transcription by RNA polymerase II
Cellular component (GO): nucleus
Molecular function (GO): zinc ion binding; DNA-binding transcription repressor activity, RNA polymerase II-specific; RNA polymerase II cis-regulatory region sequence-specific DNA binding
Source: RefSeq, a predicted model, not a curated record
CACUCUCACACUCACACACUCACUCACACUCACACGCCUCCAGGGGUCAGAGGAAACUCCGAGAUGAGGGGAGGGGCUGCACCUGGCGGGGUUGCCCUCCCCUCCCCUUCCCGGCUCCCGAGGCCGUGUCUACACCACGGCACUCGGGGCAAUCAGGGCUUCAAGAGCUCGGCCUUUCCCGUCCUUCCCUCUAGUGCGGCUGCUCCUGCUGCGACCAGAGGCUCCGGCACGGCUGACGCCCCGCGAGCACGCCCAGGUGCCCAGAACACACAAACACAAGUUGACUGCGUCCAGGACUGGGCAGAACCGCGCAUGCGCCCUGUUCGGGUCUCGGCCUCAUACUGCACCUGCGCACGGAACGCCCCCGCGGAGAUUCCCAGAAGCCUCUGCGCUCACUUUGCCGGGGUACACAACUCGCAGGGCGGUUCCGGAUGCGCAGGCGCAGUUCGAGGGAGAAGCAAGCUGGGAAGCGGAGCAAGUUCAGGGGGAGCGAGAGGUGAGAGGGGUCUCAUGGCACUGAAUCUCCUUCCCCCCGAAGGAAGCCCGGAGGAGGAGGGCAGAUCCCCAGGGGUCCCCUUGGGCCUAGACCAGGAGGCCGUGUCCUUCGGGGACGUGGCCGUGGACUUCACGGAGGAGGAAUGGGGGUGCCUGAGCCCCGCUCAGUGGCAGCUCUACAAGGAGGUGAUGCUGGAGAACUACAGGAACCUGGUGUCCCUGGGGCUGAGAGAAGACAAACCAGACCUGAUCUCCUGGCUGGAACAAGGGGAAGAGGUCCCAAGCAGUCCCCGUCUCCGGGAAGGAGACCCUGCGGCUGCUGGGUCCUGCAGCCCACCUGGGCCUUCAGCCUGGGAUAUUACAAUUGAGAAUCACGAGGAGUCUCUUCUUAAACAAGAAAAAGGAACAUCAGAAACAUUAACGGGAAGUCCCACGAGGGAUGUUGUUCCCCAGGUUCCUGAAUUUGGGGAAGGUCCUAUCCAGGAGAUCACAUCCUGGAAGCAAAUAGGAAACCUUGCAGGGGAGACCACAAGGAAAGAAUUUUGGGAGUGGCCUUUCCAGGACAUCUCAUUAUGGAAACAAAAGGGAAACCCCACACAGGAGACUCCAAGGAAAAUAUUUUGGGAUAAUCCUGUACAAGACAUCACAUUAUGGAAAGAAAUGGGAAACAUUGUAGGGGAGACUCCAAGGAAAGAAUUUUGGGGAUGUCCUGUUCAGGAUAUCAUGUUGUGGAAACAAAUGGGAAACCUUGCACAGGAGAGUCCAAGGAAAGAAUUUUGGAAGGAUCCUGCCCAAGAUAUCACAUUAUGGAAGCAAAUGGGAAACCUUGCAGGAGAGAUUCCAAGGAAAGUCCUUUCUCAGGAAAGGGGUUUCGGUGAGUCCACUGUGCUUCAUAAGAAAAAUCCCACUCAACAAGGAAGCCUUGAAUAUACUGGCUUUGGUAAAAGCUUUAAUCAGAGUAUUUCCAAGCACAAAGCAUCAUGGGAUCAUAAUGAAUUUGGGAAUCUCUCCCAUUACUAUACACUCUUUAAUCAAUAUCAGAGAAACGAACCCUGUGAUUUGGAAAGUAGACAAGAUUUCAGCAAGAAUUCAUUUCUUAGUCAAAAUCAGAGAAUUUAUUCGGAAGAGAAACCUUAUAAAUGUGAAGGAUGUGGGAAGGCUUUUACCAACUAUUCAGAUGUUUUUAAUCAUGAAAGAACUCAUGGUGGAGAGAAACAUUUUAAGUAUAGGCAAUGUGGAACAGCUUUUAUGUGGAGCUCAGUUCUUACUGAACACCAGAAAAUUAAAAUUUGUGAUAAACCCUGUGAAUAUAAGGAGUUUAAGGAGAUCUUCAACCAGAAUUCAGACAUCACUAAGUAUGAAGGUAUUCAUAGUAGAAAGAAACCAUCUGACUAUAGUGACUGUGGGACAGCUUUUAUGUGGAGCUCAGUUCUUACUGAACACCAGAAAAUUAAAAUUUGUGAUAAACCCCGUGACUAUAAAGAGGUCUUCGGCCAAAAUUCAGACAUUACUAAAUAUGAAGGUAUUCAUAGUAGAAAGAAACCGACCGACUAUAGUGACUGUGGGACAGCCUUUAUUUGGCGCUCAGAUUUCAUGGAACAUCAGAGAAUGAUCACUAGUGAGAAACCUUAUGAAUGUAAGGUGUGUGGGAAGGCCUUCAGCCAGAACUCGUCCCUCACUCAGCACUUCAGGAUCCACACUGGAGAGAAGCCUUAUAAAUGUAAGGAGUGCGGCAAGGCCUUCCGGCAGAACUCGCACUUGAUUCGCCACCAGCUAAUUCACACCAGGGAGAAACCCUACGAAUGCCAGGAGUGUGGAAAGGCCUUCAGCCAGAGCUCAGACAUCAUAUAUCACGGAAGAAAUCAUGAUGGAGGAAUUUAUUAUAAGUGCAGGCAGUGUGGAAAGGCCUUUACAUGGAGCGCCAUUCUUACUGAUCAACAGAAAAUGCACACUUUUGAAAAACCCUACAAGUAUAAGGAGUUUGGAGUGGCCUUCAGCCAGACCGCGGACAUUUUCAAAUACGAAGGACUUCAUAGUGGGAAGAAGCCAUUUGAGUGUAAAGACUGCGGGGCAGCUUUCAGUUGGCACUCAAACCUCCUGGAACACCAGCGAACUCACACGGGUGAGAAACCUUAUGAAUGCAAGGUGUGUGGGAAGGCCUUCAGCCAGAGCUCCUCCCUCACUCAGCACUUCAGGAUCCACACCGGAGAGAAGCCUUAUAAAUGUAAGGAGUGCGGCAAGGCCUUCCGGCAGAACUCGCACCUGAUUCGCCACCAGCUAAUUCACACCAGGGAGAAGCCCUACGAAUGCAAGGAUUGCGGCAAGGCCUUCAGCCAGAGCUCGGACAUCAUGAAACACGAGAGGAUCCACAGUGGGAAGAAGCCCUACGAGUGCAAGGAGUGCGGGGCCGCCUUCAGCUGGCGCUCCUACCUCAUUCAGCACCAGAGAACGCACACGGUGGAGAAACCCUACGAGUGCAAGGAGUGCGGCAAGGCGUUCAGCCAGAGCUCGUCCCUGAUCCAACACCAUCGGAUCCACACCGGGGAGAAGCCCUACGAGUGCAAGGAGUGCGGCAAAGCCUUCAGCCAGAGGUCGUCCCUGAUCCAGCAUCACCGGAUCCACACCGGGGAGAAGCCCUACAAGUGCAAGGACUGUGGGGCCGUCUUCAGCGGGCACUCUGGCCUCAUCCAGCACGAGCGGAUCCACACCGGGGAGAAGCCCUACGAGUGUAAGGAGUGCGGCAAGGCCUUCAGGCAGAGCUCGGCCCUCAUCCACCACCAGAUCAUCCACACUGGAGAGAAGCCCUACAAGUGUAAAGACUGCGGGAAGGCCUUCCGCUGGAACGCGGUCUUCACGGAGCACCAGAAAAUCCACACCGGAGAGAUCCCCUACGAGUGCAAGGAGUGCGGCAAGGCCUUCAUCCAGAGAGCGGCGCUCACCCACCACCAGCGGAUCCACACCGGGGAGAAGCCCUACAGGUGCAAGCAGUGCAGCAAGGCCUUCAUCCAGCGGUCGUCCCUCACCCACCACCAGCGGACCCACACCGGGGAGAAGCCCUACGAGUGCAAGCAGUGCGGCAAGGCCUUCAUCCAGCGGUCGGACCUCACUCGGCACCACGUGAUCCACACGGGAGAGACGCCCUACGAAUGAGCGCACACUUCGGCCCUCCGGUGGAGAAACUGCAGCAGCAGCGAGGGAAGGACCUCAGCUUGGCUGCGGAUUAGCUUCUGUGCACACAGCAUACGUGGCGCAGCCGGACCUUACAAGUCCCCUGUUUAGCUAAGCUUUGGUCCAAAACCCCUUAGAAAAGUGGCUGAAGUCUUAGGAAGGGGGAGUAAGGAGAGUAACCCCACUUAAAAAUGGUACAUCUCUGUUGUCUACUUGUGACCCUUUGCCUUCUCCACCCUCCAGUGACUAGUGCUAUGAAGGGAGGUGACUUCUUUUCCUUUUGGGGAUUACAAUUUGGUACUAGCAGAGCCCCCUUCCGUUCUUUAGAGGAGUGGUCAAAGAAGAACUCUAGUAGUUUAGUAGAAGAGUAAGUGACUAUUUUAGAUAGUUAAAUCCUACCCACUCCUCUUUCAGGAAACUUGCUUUAUGAUUGUGACCUCUUCCUUGUUCAAGAUUCCUAUAAAGGGUACUUCAAAACUGUCUUGGGGUAGAGACCUGUCCUAGGGCUAUACCAGUUUGGACAUUUUUCUCUCUAGGAUAGAAUUACUUGGAUUUAGAAUACUGGUUAAUAAAAUUGGUUCUGGCAGACGUCCCUAAAACACAAA